Molecule: messenger RNA, 750 nt
Organism: Lithohypha guttulata
Lineage: Eukaryota; Fungi; Ascomycota; Eurotiomycetes; Chaetothyriales; Trichomeriaceae
Gene: naa30
Product: N-alpha-acetyltransferase 30
Exons: 2
Coding region: 1-750 (249 amino acids)
Biological process (GO): N-terminal peptidyl-methionine acetylation
Cellular component (GO): NatC complex
Molecular function (GO): protein-N-terminal amino-acid acetyltransferase activity
Source: RefSeq, a predicted model, not a curated record
AUGGCAGGAACCGUUCGGAUGCAGACCUCAAAUGGUCGCCUUGUCAGACACGCUAUGAAUGAUGAGGAACGGCGACCUCUUACUCCUACGCCAACGAAUCUGCCCGCCUCGGAAAUCGGCAAGCUGAUUCAGACGAGCCCUCCAGAUAUUGCCUAUAUCCAAUAUGACAUAUCACUUGAGCCCAAAUACCUACCUCAGAUGCGAGCGUUGAUCGCAAAGGAUCUGUCAGAGCCAUACAGCAUCUACGUUUACCGCUAUUUUCUUUACCAAUGGCCAGAAUUAUGUUUCUUUGCUAUCGAUACCAGUACGCCUGAUCGUGAUCUUGUGGCAGUGGUGAUAUGCAAACUUGAGAAGCACCGAUGUGGUCCGCUAAGAGGGUAUAUCGCUAUGCUGGCAACGCAAGAAGGGUAUCGGGGGAAAGGCCUGGCCAGGACACUAGUCAGCAAGGGUAUUGAUCUCAUGAUCGCAAAAGACGCAGAUGAGAUUGCGUUGGAAACAGAAGAGACGAAUGUGGCUGCUAUGAAGCUCUACGAAAGCCUGGGCUUUUUGAGGAGCAAGAAACUACACCGGUAUUACCUGAAUGGAAACAGUGCAUAUCGUCUGCUAUUAUACCUCAAGCCUGGAGUUGCUUCUAUUCCGAUGGAUGAGUAUGUUGACCCAUAUGAGCUUCCCCCAAGUGCUCAGGACGAUCCCAUGCUUGUGCAAGGUCUGGAGGAUAGAGAGGAACUUUUCAGCAGGGGUAUAGUGUGA